Messenger RNA from Miscanthus lutarioriparius, 1362 nucleotides. The record is from the annotation of a GenBank genome assembly. NCBI's taxonomy places the organism in Eukaryota, Viridiplantae, Streptophyta, Magnoliopsida, Poales, Poaceae.
AUGGCGUCCUCUUCGUCAUUCCAACGAGGCGAAAGACGAGGAAGGUGGGGCAGCCCCGAGCGCACCGUGGUCUGGACCGAGCCCAAGCCGGCAAGGAAGUUGGCCGUGGUGUACUACCUCUGCCACCGCGACGGCCACCUCGACCACCCGCACUUCUUGGAGAUGGAGCUGCUCCGCUCCACCCACCCUGCUCCUGGCCUCUACCUCCGAGAUUUCACGGCCCGUCUCAACGCGCUCCGUGGCAACGGCAUGGCCGGCAUGUACUCCUGGUCCUCCAAGAGGAGCUACAGGAACGGGUACGUGUGGCAAGACCUCACCGAGGACGACCUCAUCCACCCCGCCCACGGCAACGACGAGUACGUCCUCAAGGGCUCCCCGCUCCUCCUCUUCCUUCAGCCACCGCCGGCGCACCAGGACGCCUCCUCCUUCACCUUCAGCCAGGAGAAGAGGGCCGGCAGCCACCGCAAGAACUGGAGCUCCUUCGACCUGGGCGACUGCAAUAAUAAGCUGCCGGUGGCCCAACAGUCUGCGGCCACGCAGACCGACCACCGCGGGCCAGAGCCAGACCGGGACGCCGACCCGUCGAUGGAGCUGGCCAUCGACGAGAUCUCGCCGCCGCCGUCCUCCAGCAGCCCAGACGGCCUGGAGAGCUGUAGCAGGGAAGUUGGCGUGAUCGCCGGCGGGCGGAUGCGGGCGUCGGCGGUGCUGAUGCAGAUCUUCUCCUGCGGGUCCAUGACGGCCGUGAAGCGGGGCCACGCGCGUUCCCGCUCCGACCUGGUGACGGCAAGUGCUAGUACCAGGCGGGCCGACAAGGAGGUGGACGCGUACGCAUCAGCAACAGCUGAAUGCGUGUCGGUGUCAGGUGGAGCGGGUGUCGUGGAGCGGGACUACUUCAGCGGCAGCCUCAUUGAGAGCAGCAAGAAGCGCGGCGGCGAUGAUGCUCUUCUUCUCAAGAGGUCAUCCUCCUGCAACGCCGACAGGGGCGCCGCUAAGCUGAAGCUGCCGGUGCCGACGAAGGAGGUUCGUGCCGGGUGCCUUGCCUCCCGAGGAAGCCGCGCGCCGAAGAAAAAUAUGACUAAAUCCACGGCGGCUCAGAGCACAGACGGAGGCGAAUGCAAGGGAGCGACGGUGGACGGACCGAGGGCCAGCAGUUCUUCUCAUGGGACUAACCUUACGGCUCAUACUGUGCUAUUAUCUUCUGUGAGUGCAAAGAAGAGAAUGUAUAUGCUGAGAGAAGCUAAGCUGCAGCAGUUUCCUUGCAACAAUAUGACCGAAGAGAGCAGCUCAAGAAAAGUGGCCUGGGAAAGUUCCCUGUUCCAGUUUCUCAUACGCAUAACUGGGAAUUUCAUGAAGUGCUUAUAA